GUCAAAAUCAGACCACACUUAAACACAACCAGACUAGACUUGAAUAGUCAUAAAAUACAUAAAGACCAGACAUAGUCACAUAACCAGACUCAAGUACUAAUCAGACAAGACCAAACAAAAAAAAUCAAACUAAUUAAAUGUAGUGUCUAUAUAUAUACACGAAGUAUAAGACAUAUUUGUCUAUCUUCUAGACAUCCAUAACAGGAAAAGAUGAAGUUUUUUCGAAGACAGAUUCUUGUGGUACUAUUGAUGGAAAUGUGUGCUUUGAAUGUGUUAGUAUUGCAUGGAGACCCCUCUUCUUCUUCGUCAUCAUCCGGUGAUCUUGAUGUGGAUUGCAUGGAUAAGUGCUUCCCCGACAAUGACUGCGUCGGCGGGGAAAAAGAUUAUCUUGAAUGUGUGAUGGCGGAGCUUGAUGCAUGCACGGAGGAUUGUGGUGGCGGCUCGCCGGGAUCUCAUCCUCUGGCAAUGGUUCCCGCGCCUUCUCCUACGCCUUCUUCUCGCAAAAAAAAUCAAUAUUAUAUUAGGUGACAACUCUGGUACCCAUUUAAAAAAUGGGGGUACCGUACCUACCAUUGACUUGAUUGGUUCACAC
Messenger RNA from Cuscuta epithymum, 592 nucleotides. NCBI's taxonomy places the organism in Eukaryota, Viridiplantae, Streptophyta, Magnoliopsida, Solanales, Convolvulaceae. The record is from the annotation of a GenBank genome assembly.